This is a messenger RNA of Verticillium dahliae VdLs.17, 1622 nucleotides long. RefSeq lists its product as uncharacterized. Lineage: Eukaryota; Fungi; Ascomycota; Sordariomycetes; Glomerellales; Plectosphaerellaceae. The transcript has a single exon. Bases 507 to 1334 code for a protein of 275 amino acids. The record is from RefSeq and is a predicted model, not a curated record. Gene Ontology annotation, molecular function: RNA polymerase II cis-regulatory region sequence-specific DNA binding; DNA-binding transcription factor activity, RNA polymerase II-specific. Gene Ontology annotation, biological process: regulation of transcription by RNA polymerase II.
AUGCCGCUUUCUGUUUUCGCCUCCAUCCCCGCUUCUUAGUACUGAGGUUGCCCGGCUCCCGGGGAUGGCGUAUCCUGGUCUUGCGGCUCGAAGGCCUAUAUGAGGCCGCAUGCACCCACGGCACCCUGUCACGUACGACAAUCUCUGUUGUCCAUUCCAUCACAAAGCCCAAUUGCCAUCUUUAACCCAAAGACUGUGUUUGCUAUUGCCGCAGCACCCGAAGGCCCGAGACCUAAGCUGUACUGUCCCUCACCACAACAACGGCCCCUCCCGCCUUGCCUCGAUCAUCAGGCGAUAAUCACAACAACCUCAUCAUCACUAUCAAGAGCUCGACAGGCAACACUAUUCCUCAUAUUGAGCACAGAGGGCUUCCUUGGCCCUUCUCCCCCUCUUUAUCUCGAGUUUCCUCGUCCGAGGUGUCUGGGCUUGGUCAGCAUCCGUUGCGCAGGGAAAUUAUGGACGAGUCUGGUGGAGACACCCUACUACUCGCGCAGUCAGCCGCCGCAAUGGCCCCCUCGACACGCAAAGGCAGGACCAGGAGUUUGCCGGUUGCGAAGGCAGGGGCCCGCCCUAAUAACAACAUCAACGCCAUACCGCGUGGCGCCCCUAACCCCUUUUCCUUCAGGAUUAUUUCUGACGGGCAACCCAUCGUUCAUGAUGGUGGAUUGGACAAGGUUCGCCAACCGCAGCAAGAGUACCUUCCGGCUGAAGCCUUAUCUACUCAACCAAAACGUCGAGGCCGCCCUCCGAAGGCCUCGUCCGCCCAAAAACCCGGAUCAACUGUCUUCAAGACGGUAGUUCCAAAUGACCUAACCAACCGUCGCCUUUCAGCCUCUUCCAUCGACUCUUCGCUCUCCGCUCAAUCCAACAAUCCUUCCUCCCACUCCGAAAAGAAAACACGCCUCCGAGCUCGUAACCGCGAGGCCGCGCACAAGUGCCGUAUUCGCAAGCAGCGCGGCAUCCAGGAUCUGCAGACCCAGGAGGCCGCCAUCGGUGCUGUCAACCAAAGCCUCAAGGACCAGUACGCCGAGCUCCGCGACGAGAUCCUUUUGCUCAAGAACAUGGUCCUCCAGCACGGCGGUUGCGGCUGCUCCUUCAUCGAGAGCUACCUCGAAAAUGCCGCCGCCAGUUUGACGCAGAAGCCCGACAGCUUCACGACGAGCCGCCACGGAUCCUCUAGCAGCGCCAUCUCACCCGGCUCCAGCUGGUCUCUUACCACCCCUCGAGUACCUGGCUCGCCUGGCUUCACCCCUUUGGAGGACGAGACCAGCAACGCCUCGCACUUCGACUGGGACAUGAUGGGAGGAUUUAUAAACUUUCACGAAGGCGGAUAGGUGGAGGGCCUGUUGACCACGCACAAUGAGAUUUAUCGGGGUCUGGAUGUACCGGACCAUGUUGACUGGACGGAACGGCCCCAGGAAGUAUAGUUAGGAGGGUUUUACCGUCUCUCCUGCAGGCGGGAUAUCUUUUGUUUUACGAGGCGAUCUUGGAGCUUCUAUCCGGCGCUGGUAUGGUAAUGGUUUCAGGGAAGCUCUUCUUACCUGUAAAUGGGUGGCACAUCUACCCUGUUUAAAAGAUACCCCGGGGAUUCGCCCGAGGGCAAAUGCCAUCUUUAUCUAUUG